This is a messenger RNA of Zingiber officinale, 2189 nucleotides long. Its product is annotated as calcium-dependent protein kinase 26-like. NCBI's taxonomy places the organism in Eukaryota, Viridiplantae, Streptophyta, Magnoliopsida, Zingiberales, Zingiberaceae. The transcript has 8 exons. The record is from RefSeq and is a predicted model, not a curated record. Gene Ontology annotation, molecular function: calcium/calmodulin-dependent protein kinase activity; calcium ion binding; ATP binding. Gene Ontology annotation, biological process: protein autophosphorylation; intracellular signal transduction; peptidyl-serine phosphorylation. The coding region runs from base 108 to 1769 and encodes 553 amino acids. Gene Ontology annotation, cellular component: nucleus; cytoplasm.
UCAAUUAACCCAAACCCUAAUCGGACCAGCGACGCAUCCUCAAAUGCCAUUUGCUCCUUCGCGAAAUGACGCAUUUUGCCAGCUCAAAGUUGCAUUGUUGAUCGUUAAUGGGCAACUCAUGCCGCGGAUCCUACGUUGAGGGCAAGUACUUCCCCAGCUACAGCAGCGCCGGGCGCCCCUCUGACCGGUCCCUAUCCUCUUCCUUCUCUUCCGCCGGCUCCUCCUCCCCCAGCGGCGGUCACCGACAUCACCACCUGGCCGACCCCGACGCGCCGCCUCGCCCGGCCUCGCGGCCCAACCGCGACGCCAUGGCCGCAAACACCACGUGGGUGAUGGGCCACCCGACGGCGAACCUCCGCGACCUCUACAAUUUGGGGCGGAAGCUGGGGCAGGGGCAGUUCGGGACGACGUACCUGUGCACCGAGGUGGCAACUGGGAAGGCGUACGCGUGCAAGUCGAUCUGCAAGAGGAAGCUGGUGGCGAAGGAGGACCUGGAGGACGUGCGGCGGGAGAUCCAGAUCAUGCACCAUCUCUCUGGCCACAAGAACGUCGUGACCAUCAAGGGCGCGUACGAGGACGCGCUCUAUGUGCACAUUGUGAUGGAGCUUUGCGAAGGGGGCGAGCUCUUCGACCGCAUCAUUCAGCGCGGCCAAUACAGCGAGCGCAAGGCGGCCGAGCUCACCAGGAUCAUCGUCGGCGUCGUGGAGGCGUGCCAUUCGCUCGGCGUAAUGCACAGAGAUCUCAAGCCGGAGAACUUCUUGUUGGCCAAUAAGGAUGAUGAUUCCUCGCUCAAGGCCAUAGAUUUUGGUCUCUCGGUCUUCUUCAAGCCAGGUCAGAUCUUCACUGAUGUAGUUGGUAGUCCUUAUUAUGUGGCUCCUGAAGUAUUAGGGAAGCAUUAUGGACCAGAAGCUGAUGUCUGGACUGCAGGAGUGAUUUUAUACAUAUUAUUAUGUGGGGUGCCACCCUUUUGGGCUGAAACACAACAAGGGAUAUUUGAUGCAGUUCUGAAGGGAGUCAUUGAUUUUGAUUCUGACCCAUGGCCAAUGAUAUCUGAUAGUGCCAAGGACCUCAUACGAAGGAUGCUUUGUUCCCCUCCCGCGGAGCGUCUUACUGCUCAUGAAGUACUUUGUCAUCCCUGGAUUUGUGAAAAUGGAGUUGCUCCAGACCGUGCACUAGAUCCAGCUGUACUCUCUCGAAUCAAACAAUUCUCAGCAAUGAACAAGUUGAAGAAGAUGGCUCUAAGAGUAAUAGCUGAAAGCCUUUCAGAAGAAGAGAUUGCUGGACUCAAGGAAAUGUUUCAUGCAAUGGACACUGAUAACAGUGGAGCUAUCACAUUUGAUGAACUAAAAGAAGGUCUAAGAAAAUAUGGUUCAAAUUUGAAAGAAUGUGAGAUUCGUGCUCUCAUGGAUGCUGCUGAUGUCGACAACAGUGGCACCAUUGACUAUGGGGAAUUUAUAGCUGCCACAAUACAUCUUAACAAACUAGAGCGGGAAGAGCAUUUGGCUGCUGCAUUUUCUUACUUUGACAAGGAUGGAAGUGGUUAUAUCACAGUUGAUGAACUUCAGCAAGCCUGUAAGGAUCACAACAUCACCGAUGUUCUGAUUGAUGAUAUCAUCAGAGAAGUUGAUCAGGACAAUGAUGGUUGCAUCGACUUUGGUGAGUUUGUCGCUAUGAUGCAAAAAGGGAACAUGGGACAUGGAAGAUUAACCAUGCGGAGCAUGCGAAAUAGUUUGAACAUCAGCAUGAGAGAUUCUCCAGGAGCUCACUGAUCACUAGCCACACAGAAUUUGAAGUAACUUCCUUCCAGUUCUACUAGUUGGGAUAUUCUAUUUAGCCAUUACAAUCCAGUUGAGUUUGAACUGCUGAUAAUUUCCUGAGACGUCAUGACUGAACAGGGCAUUUGAAGUCAUUCACACUCUAAUGAACUGAAAAUUAUGCUACAGGGAGAAUGAUACAUACAUCCUGAAGUGAAGUUACAAGAAUUCAUCUCUAUGGAGCAAAUGUUUAUGUUUAUUUAUUCUCCUGCUGCUUUUUCAGGCUCAAUUUUGUUCAUUCAUUUUCUCAUUUAUAAUUUUAUUUCUCAUAAAACUAGAUUUAUUUUGUCGAUAAUCAUAACACAUCGAUCUCUGUUGUACAAUUGUAAGAUAUUCAUUAAUUAUAUUUAUAUCAUCGCGGGAUUUAUUGCAUCA